CGUAAAUAAAAACAUGGAACUGCUCCAACAAGGUGCUGAAGGCAGAAUUUUCAUCGGCGAUUACAAAGGUCAACGAUGUCUCGUGAAAGAGCGCUUCGUCAAGAACUACCGUCACCCCGACCUUGACGCGCAUUUAACAAAAACUCGCAUCAAGGCGGAACAAAAAGCCGUGGAACGAUGCACGAAAGCCGGUGUCUUAACCCCGAAGAUUUUCGAAGCUGACAUCAAAGACAGAAAAAUUUACAUGGAAUAUCUGGAAACGAGCAUCACCUCGAAGCAAUACAUCAUCGAACAUGGCUCCAACGCUGCGUUGAUGGAAAAAUUAGCAACUGCCAUCGGAACUGCUGUUGGAAAAAUGCACGCAAAUAACAUCAUUCAUGGCGAUUUGACGACUUCUAACAUGUUAAUCAAACCAAAAACGGAAGAUUUUGCCGAUUACGACUUGGUUAUGAUCGAUUUCGGGCUUUCGCAGUAUUCAACGACCACGGAGGACAAAGGAGUGGACUUGUAUGUGCUUGAACGCGCCUUGUUAAGCACUCACAGCAAAGUUGAAGGCCUGUUUCCGAAGAUUUUGGAGGCUUAUUGUACUGAAAACGCCAAGGGCAGCAAGGAAGUCGUCGCUAAAUUGGAAGAAGUGCGACUUCGGGGUCGAAAACGCACGAUGGUUGGAUAAAAAAUCAAUUUUUAACAAAUAAAUAUAUUGUCUAAACGAAUAAAUAACGCUUUAAAGCCUUGAUUGCAUCCCUCCCGUGACGCAAAUCGUUUCUCCCGUAAUAUAUUUCGCGU
Culicoides brevitarsis is the source of this 786-nucleotide messenger RNA. It is a transcript of the gene Prpk, whose product is annotated as EKC/KEOPS complex subunit TP53RK. Gene Ontology annotation, cellular component: cytosol; nucleus; EKC/KEOPS complex. The record is from RefSeq and is a predicted model, not a curated record. Gene Ontology annotation, molecular function: protein serine/threonine kinase activity; ATP binding. Gene Ontology annotation, biological process: protein phosphorylation. Lineage: Eukaryota; Metazoa; Arthropoda; Insecta; Diptera; Ceratopogonidae. Bases 14 to 673 code for a protein of 219 amino acids. The transcript has a single exon.